AUGGAAUCCCCAUUUUCUGACAUGGAUUGGCUCGAUACAGCAUCGCACACUCUCGACCUUGCGAUACAAAAAGGUCUCUAUGCAGACUUCAGUCAUUUGAAAUCUGAUCUUGACCGUGUUCGUUUCAUUCAUAAUCACCGUGUAACUCUGCUGUCGAAUACAUUCGAACGAUAUUUAUCAUCAACAGCAUCGUCUCAGACGAAAAAUGCAACAACAGCUAUUAGUUUUCGGAAAAAAGGAAAUGAUUAUUUCGUGAAUAAAAAUCUUUCGCGGGCAGCAUGGUGUUAUCGAGCAAGUAUUGCAUUGUCAACAGUGAACAGUCAAGAUAUGGCACUUUCAUACGGAAAUCUAUCAGCUGUACUUUUCGAAUUAAGUCAUUAUCACGAGUCGAUACGAGCGAUUCAACUAGCGAAUGAUUUCUAUCCCAAUGAGUUGAAGUUUAAGUUGGUCUUUCGUCGGGCGGCUUGCUAUCAUAAGUUAAAUGAUCCUGAACGAAGUGCCUAUGAAUUGAAGAUAUGUCGUGACUUAAUCAAGAAAACAGCUGGUCUCGAUAGAAAGAAAAUCGAUUCAUUUUGUAAGGAAAUGGACCAGUUAAGUCAACAAAUAGCAUUGUUAAACCAACGAAAAGUAGAAGAAAAAGAAGAAGAGGCCACACAACAAAAGCCAACGACAUCGUAUAAAGAUUUAGACGAUCUUGUCCAAAAUUCACAAACACCGACGGACACUUUAGCAUCACGCUUAACUAAACCAACGGAAAAGGCUCCGAUUGACACCGAAUUUUGUCCACCGUCACCUCCAUCGCCACCUCGAAGUGUUUUUCUUAUAGAUGAUAUCAAACUCUUACUGAACGGGCCGAAUGAACAGGUACCAUGUGCAAGUUCAACUUUAAGCAUGGUUUACUCAAAAGAAAAAGGUCGACAUAUCAUCGCCAACCAAGAUCUCCCAUCGGAUGCCUUGAUUCUUAACGAACGUCCGUAUGCUUGUUUACUAUUACCGAAAUUUGCUUACACUUACUGUGAUCACUGUUUAACAUCCAUCGUCAUUCCAUACGUAUGCCCACAAUGUUCUCAUGUUCUAUUCUGUAGUGAACAUUGUCAACAACGUGCACUUAAUAGUUAUCAUCAAUAUGAAUGCAAGCAUAUUCAUGUACUUAAGACAUUAGGAAUUGCUUUUCUCGCUUAUCGUACAUUGACAAUUACUGAUCAUGAAACAUUGUGGACAACGAUUACACAAACAACACUUCCGAAUGAAACUGAGACGAAAACCAAUUCUUACCAAUCAGAUUAUUUGUCUAUUCAGAAAUUAAUUACACACACAGAACAAAUGUCUGUCGAUGAUCUAUUUCAUUACUCGCUGACAGCAUAUCUCCUUUCGGAAAUAAUCAAAUCGACGAAUUUUCUCCAAUGUAACCAGGUGAAAAAACGUGAUACAGAACAAAUUCUACUUGCAUCGGUAUUACUCAAGCAUAUUCAACAGAUGAUUUGUAAUGCCCAAACGAUAUCGAUUACUAAAACGAAUCAAAUCAACGAAAUGAUUUUCGAUCAUGACGAUGAUCAGGACGAAUUAACCAAGCGCUUCGCUUCGGCAAUAUUUCCAACAUGUGCACUAAUGAAUCAUUCAUGUGUACCGAAUAUUCGAUGCGUUUUCGAUCAAGGCUACUUACGUGUAUAUACUGCAAGAUCAAUACGGCAAGGUGAAGAAAUUUUCAAUUGUUACGGACCACAAAAAUCGCUGGUGCCAUCAACUGAGCAAAGACAAAGCGUUCUAUUCGAUCAAUACUUCUUCAAAUGUCAAUGUGAAGGGUGCGUUGAGAUGAGCAAACCGUUACCUGUCGAAAAAUUAACUAAUGCGCAGAAGUAUGAUGAUAUCAUUUGCAAGUAA
Messenger RNA from Adineta ricciae, 1881 nucleotides. NCBI's taxonomy places the organism in Eukaryota, Metazoa, Rotifera, Eurotatoria, Adinetida, Adinetidae. The record is from the annotation of a GenBank genome assembly.